ACGCUCCAAGCCGUGGACGCUCAUUCAUCAUGCGCUCUCUCCUUAUCAAGCUAGCCGUUAGCUUGACAUGCUAACCAGUGAAACGCGUUGGCUAUGAAUUGAUACGUCGGUCGUAACAGCGCCCGUGUAGCCUAUAUAUCUAUUUAGUGGUAAUACUAGCUGAUGCACGUUUCUAACUAGAAAGAGCCUUUCUUCCCUGGUGUACUGGGAGCUGACGUAUCGUGUUAUGGGAGACACUCGGAGGUCAGACGAGCGGCCGAUGUCAACAGUGAUGUCCGAGAAACGAGCCUCUGACAGCCGUGUGUUGAUAUCACAGCUCCGAUAAACUUGGGUUUAAAUCAUGCCUGGGAAACUAAAGGCCAAAAUUGUGGCUGGGCGCCACUUGCCUGUGAUGGACAGAGCCAGUGACCUCACUGAUGCUUUUGUAGAGGUUAAGUUUGGAAACACAACUUUCAAAACCGAUGUCUGUCCCAAAUCCCUCAAUCCGCAAUGGAAUUCCGAAUGGUUCAAAUUUGAGGUUGAUGAUGAGGACUUGCAGGAUGAGCCACUGCAGGUCACAGUUUUGGACCACGAUACUUACAGUGCUAAUGAUGCCAUAGGGAAAGUUUACAUUGACAUUGACCCGCUGCUGUGCAAUGAGGCUGCCUCUGUCAUCUCUGGCUGGUUUCCCAUCUAUGAUACAAUCCAUGGUAUCCGAGGGGAGAUCAAUGUCCUUGUCAAAGUGGAGCUUUUCAACGAUUUGAACCGCUUCAGACAGUCCUCCUGCGGGGUCAAAUUCUUCUGCACCACAUCCAUUCCACGGUGCUACAGGGCAGUGAUGGUGCAUGGGUUUGUGGAGGAGCUUGUGGUGAAUGAAGAUCCAGAGUACCAGUGGAUCGACCGUAUAAGAACUCCUCGGGCCUCCAAUGAGGCCCGGCAGAGGCUCAUCUCUCUUAUGUCUGGAGAGCUGCAGAGAAAAAUAGGGCUCAAGGUAUUGGAGAUGGGCGGGAAUGCAGUCGUGGGCUACUUACAGUGUUUUGACCUGGAGGGAGAGUCUGGUCUGGUGGUCCGGGCCAUAGGUACUGCCUGCACACUGGACAAACUCAGCUCCGGAAGCGCCCCCAACACCAACACACAUAUCCACCCAAACACAGCCCCUGCUUCCAAUGCCUGCAAUUCCCCUUCCAAGGAUGGAAAGGAGCCGGUUUUUGGUGAGGACCUGACCUCGUCCUCCGGCCCGCCCACCCCUUUCAGAGCCCUCCCCACCACCUCCUCCUCUCCUCCCCUCUCUCCCUCCAAGCCAUGCAGCCGCCAGUCCUCAUCAUCAGACACAGACCUCAGUUUGACGCCCAAGACGGGAAUGGGCAGUGGGGGCAGCGUCGGGAAGGAGGCAGGGCCUCUGAAGACCCUGCUCAGACAGCAGACACAGACGGCUCUAGAGCAGAGGGAGUUCCCCUUCUUCACCUUGACAUCUUUCCCACCUGGUUUUCUGGUUCAUGUCGGUGGAGUGGUCAGCGCUCGCUCUGUCAAACUACUGGACCGUAUACACAACCCUGAUGAGCCCGAGACUCGUGAUGCCUGGUGGGAGGAGAUUCGCCAGGAGAUCAAAUCUCAUGCCAAAGCUCUUGGUUGCCAUGCUGUUGUGGGGUACAGCGAGAGCACUAGCAUCUGUGAGGAGGUGUGUAUCCUGUCAGCAUCAGGCACAGCAACCAUCCUGAAUCCUCGGUACAUGCGUGAAGGCUGCCUAGACAUCGUAGUUGCCGACCACAGGUUUGAGGAGCCGUCUCCCCCGAGUUGUGGCUUCUGCCACAUCCCGUAUGAUGAGCUCAACAUGCCCUUUCCUGCCCAGCUCACCUACUGUUACCUCUGCAGGCGACAAAAGGUUCCUGAUGUGCUGUUCACAACAAUCGACCUGCCACCAGACGCGGCUGUUACAGGGAAGGGCUGCCUUAUCCAGGCCAGACUCUGCCGUCUAAAAAAGAAGGCUCAGGGUGAAGUGAAUGCGACGGCCAUCUCCAACCUGCUGCCUUUCAUGGAGUACGAGCUGCACACUCAGCUGAUGAACAAGCUGAAGUUGCGAAGCAUGAACUCUUUGUUUGGCUUACACAUACAGAUCAGUGUCGGAGAGAACAUGCUUCUGGGUCUGGCUUCUGCUACAGGAGUUUACCUGACAGCCCUGCCGGCACCAGGAGGCAUCCAGAUUGCGGGGAAGACUCCUGGUGACCUAAGCAAUGAGCACCACAUCCUCACCAUCCAGAAAAGGAUCAAUGAUACCAUAGCCAAGAACAAAGAGCUCUAUCAAAUAAACCCUCCGGAGCUGGCGGAGGAAGUGGUUGGUUCUCCGAUUCCUGAGCCGAGGCAACGAUCGAGACUUUUCCGCUCCCACUCAGAAAGCUCAGAUGAACUGUCAGAACUGGACCUCUCACAUGGAAAGAAGGAUGCCUUUGUCCUGGAGAUUGAUGACACUGAUGCUGUGGAGGACAUCCACUCCCUCCUCACUGAUGCCCCUACUCCUGCAGGUUUCUACAGCUGCAACACUGAGAUCAUGCCUGGGAUUUUCAACUGGACUUCAGGAGUUCAGAUGUUUACAUCUGUGAGGGUCUUUAGGUUGAGUAAUGCCAAUCUUACCAACCAAGGCUUGAACAAGAUCUUCACUGACCUAUGUGAGAAUCUGCUAAAGAGCUUUUACUUCAAGUUGCGCUCUAUGAUCCCCUGCUGUCUGUGUCAGCUCAACUUCACCGUAGCAGUGCCAGAAGAAGAACUCAUACAGGUUGCAGUGACGGCGGUUGCCAUGACAUUUGACAAAGACCAUACUCAGGAGAAGACAGCAGACAAGCCACUCACCAAAGGAGGAAGUGAGACUGAAGAUCAGCUGCAGUUUUCCAUGGAGUUAUGUGCAGACUCGUCAUCCGCCAACUGUCAGGCAACAUCCAAAAUCUCAGGUGUCCCAGAGAGUUCCAACGUCUCAUCCAGAGCUGCCUCCGUUGAUUACGGUUCCUUUGCAGACAGAUGCAGCACCUGGCUAGAGCUGCUUAGGCUGAAAGCUCACACCAUAAGACGUGGAUCAGUUAAGACAAGUAGGAGGACACAGUCUCUAGCACACUCUGUCUCAUCUUUGGAGCGCUCCAGUCCACUGCCUGAGGGACGGUCCCGCUCACUUCGAUCCAACCGCUCAUUCGGGGGAAGUUCAGUCACUGUGGUGAAGAUGACGCCGGUCUCCUUCCUCCCUGGGACACGCAUCAUCAAAUACCUCGGGAUCAUCAACAUGUUUUUCAUCAGAGAGACAACAUCGUUACGGGAGGAAGGUGGCGUCAGUGGCUUCCUCAAUACAUUCAUAGCAGAGGUGUUUUCGAUGGUUCGAGCCCAUGUAGCAGCCCUGGGUGGCAAUGCAGUGGUGUCUUACAGCAUGAAAGAGUGUAUGUUAAUGGAAAAUCCAAACAAAAACCAGGCUCAGUGUCUCAUUAAUGUGAGUGGUGAUGCCGUCAUCUGUGUCAGGGAAACGGACCAGGAGCCCACUCCCUCGACGACAAAUAUUGGACAGACCUGCGCUAGUGCCACAGAUGAGGCUACAUGACAGCGAAACACAGAGCCUCACUUUUUGUCUGCAGGACACACAAUCUGAGUGAACAUGCUCUCUGAGUCUAGCCGUCCAAAUAUGAGUAAUUUAUGCCUGCCUUAAAACUCUGUAACAGAUCCAAAGAUUUGGACCCAGGUAAUAAAGAACAAGUACUCAUACACACUGAGAUAUAUGCAGUCUCGAUUAAUAUGGGAUUGCAUGAUGUUUUGGGGGUUUAAAGCAAGCAUUUAUGCAGAAGAUACUGAUGUAGCUCCUUGGGAAUUAUUACAACAGCCAAAAGACUGCAUCUGCAUCUAACUUUUGUGAAUGUAUUACAUCCGUCCAUAUAAGGGUCACCCAACGUUACAGUAUGUUCGCCAUUUCUUUGCGGUGGGCACAAGUGAGGCAGCUAUGACUAAUUUGUCCAUCUACAGCUCACAGGAGGAGUCGUUAAAUGGCCAUGCCAAAAGGGACAUAGUUGUAUGCCACCAGAUAAUUUAAAAGUUGCCACAUAAUUAAUAUGCUGAGCAAGGCAAGUAUUUAAAUUUCAACAUAGCUGGUGCUCUUCCACAAAAUAGAAAAUUUUGAAUCAAAACAACUCAUUUUGUUGUAGUUAUCUAUUUGUUAAUUUGGUGUCGAGUUUAAUGUUUAAAUUAGAUUUUAUGUUGAUUUUGUUCUUCCUAAUUAUUUUCACAGUAUUGCCCACAGGCAGUAUCCUACAGGGGACCAAAUGUCUCCAGAGAGGGUCAAAUAAUUAUGUCAACUAUACUAAUAAUAAUGAAAGCAAAAAUGGCAAGGGUUACUGGCACAUGCAUGUUAUUUUUGUAGGGCAAGAAUUUUUCCAAUCAAACUAUAGCCAUAACUGUUUAUUCAAGUGAUUAUUUAAUUAAUUCAAAAUAUUAGAAUUUUAUAUUGCUUUAUGGUCAGAUCAAAAGACGUGUAUGCCUUCCAUUCACUGACAAAGGAGUGAGGGCAAAUGGUGAUGGGUAUAUUGGGUAAAAUGUGGCCCUUUGGGGUCCAGUACCAGGUUGGUUUCCUAGGAUAAGGUAUAGGAGAUUGUUUCGACUGAAAUAAACAUUAAGCAGUUUGAACUGAGGCAACUUUUGCUUCACUUGCAGCUCUAGGUUUCUGUUCCUCUUGAUGCUUCCUGCUGUCGGUGUCUUUUUGCAGACCUUUGUCAAGCUUCAUCACUGUUGUGUUUGCACUCAUGCUCUGUAUAAUAAUCUGAAUAAUCUAAUGCUACUGAUCUAUCCGUCUUUGACAUUCAUGGCCAAUGCUGGAAAAAAAGCAUAUUCUGGUGAAGGUGCAACCUGAAAAUAAACUGUAAAUGAACUGUAAAUGUUCUCUAAAGUCAGAUUUUUAGUAUUUUUGUACCAUAACGUGUAAAACCUACAGCUCAAUUUGCCUGUGCAAUGAAAAUAAGUGGUACUCUAGUUUGUUUGUCUGAUCAGCAACGUGUGAUCAGUUUCAUAUAUCUGUGUUUUUAACUUGAAUGUACAUACUUGGAUGCUUUUGCUUUCUGACUAGCAGCAUGGAGACCCACUUUUUGUUGCCAUGAAUCUGUAUGCUCGCCCUGCAAAUCUUGUAUAAUAAACUCAGU
Messenger RNA from Anoplopoma fimbria (sablefish), 5135 nucleotides. RefSeq names its product C2 calcium dependent domain containing 5 (gene c2cd5). Gene Ontology annotation, cellular component: plasma membrane. Gene Ontology annotation, biological process: positive regulation of protein targeting to membrane; positive regulation of D-glucose transmembrane transport; intracellular protein transmembrane transport. Lineage: Eukaryota; Metazoa; Chordata; Actinopteri; Perciformes; Anoplopomatidae. Gene Ontology annotation, molecular function: calcium ion binding; calcium-dependent phospholipid binding. The record is from RefSeq and is a predicted model, not a curated record.